CCGCUUUCUUUCAAUAUAUAUGAGUGUAAAUAUUUCAUGUAGCUCGCUUGCUGGCUUGUCGCCGAUGCUAACUAGUGUCUGCUGUCAGUUGAAUUGUUGGUUGUAAUAACAAUGUCGUUUUUAGCUAAUCACAUAGUCACCAUUUUAUGUGUCUAGCGUUAACUGUGUUGUUUCGCAUUAUGAACAAAAACACAACUUCUUGAUUUGAGUUUUUUUUAAACUUUAGUAACCGGCAGGAGACGAUACAGCACAGCAGUGUAGUGAUGUUCCUAACUCAGGGUCCAGCGGACUAGACUGAACCAAGUGCUGAAUUUGUUUAAAUUGUUUACCUGUAAGGGUGAAGCCUUGCCUGUGCUGUUCUCUGCUACAGGAGUCUGUAGACCAAGUGUCCAACCUGUCUCCUCUUCGCCACAACGCUGGAGCUGACUGUAACCAUGGUGACCAGAGCUCACUGUUGAGCCAGCGGGAGAUGGUGUUGGAAAACCACGAUUAUCUCCAUCACCGUGAAACACUGGCCUCAAAGGUUUCAGCGGAAGAGAGAGGAGUGUGGUGCGAGUCUGAUGUCCCUGUAGUACAACAGAACAACCUCGACAACACAACAUCAUCCACUAAGAAGUCUUUCCCUUGCUCUGUGUGUGGACGACUCUUCACUACAAAACAGUCCCGGGACCGACACAUGAAGACCCACACGGGAGAGAAGCCGUUCCACUGCACCGUGUGUGGGAAGAGCUUCUCUCAGCAGUCCUCCUUUAGGAUACACCAGAAGAGCCACACGGGGGAGAAGCCCUACCGCUGCCUUGCACCUGACUGUGGGAAGAGCUUCUACCAAUCAGGAGCCUUGUUGAGACACGGAAGGGGUCACGCUGAGGGUCGACUAGACUAAGAGCUGCUGGAGAUGUGCUGCCACACCAACAGGAGCUGCUUGUCCAACAGGACGAUACCAGUAACAAGAAUUCUAAACUUCAGGCUGUAGUGGAUGUGCUGCCAGAGCAAGAGGAUGUCCGUCGGGCUCAAGGAGACAGUCCUGCCCCUCCUCCCAGCUCCGUCCCCUCUACACCGGGAGGACUACCUGUCCAACACCAGCAGAACCACAACAACACUUCCAACACCUGUCAGAAGUGCGGAGAGCAGUUCUCUACCUUCUACAAGCUGCGUGUCCACCUGACCACCCACAGGGAGAGAAGCCCUUCUCCUGUCCAGACUGUGGUCAACGCUUCUCAGCCCGGGGCUACAUGGAGUCACACCAGAGGGUACACAUCAAGGAGAGACCACACCCCUGCCCCGACUGUGGUAAAAGGUUCCUCUCCCUGGGAGACCUGAAGAGACACCAGCAGAGCUUCUCCGAGGAGAGACCGUACAGCUGCUCCGAGUGCAGGAAGAGUUUCACCCAGCCGGGGUUCCUAAGGGCACACCAGAGGACACACACCGGGGUAAAAGGUUACCGCUGCCCCUACUGUCACAAGGACUUCUUCACUGCCUCCAGUCUGAGGAGACACAGGAAGCAGGCGCAUGCGGAAGAGACCGUUACGCUGCCCCCUAGUGGUGGGCUCCAACUGUCACAUGCUGGAGAGAGCCUGGGUCAAGCUGAAGCUGGUGUACCAGGACUGAAGGUCAUAGUGAAGGAGGAGGAGGAUCCUGCUUUUGGUGAGUACAUGUUCUGUCACAUGUCAUG
This is a messenger RNA of Oncorhynchus keta (chum salmon), 1672 nucleotides long. RefSeq names its product zinc finger protein 572-like. Gene Ontology annotation, biological process: regulation of transcription by RNA polymerase II. The annotation marks the transcript as partial. Gene Ontology annotation, cellular component: nucleus. The transcript has 4 exons. The record is from RefSeq and is a predicted model, not a curated record. Gene Ontology annotation, molecular function: DNA-binding transcription factor activity, RNA polymerase II-specific; RNA polymerase II cis-regulatory region sequence-specific DNA binding. NCBI's taxonomy places the organism in Eukaryota, Metazoa, Chordata, Actinopteri, Salmoniformes, Salmonidae.